ACGAUCAUUGACUUCUAAAAUAAUUUUAACCACUUGAUUCGCCAAACACCCCCUUAAAUCCAGUAGCGUGUUCAGUUCAUUUCUUCCAACACCCACACACACUAAUCCAAAACUGUGUGUGAAAAGCCCCAUGGCCACAGCUCUACGAAUCCCCAUGGCCUCUUCAAUCUCGUGCUGUUCUUCAUCUUCACCGCAAUCAAUGAAACGCUGUAGUUUCAAGCCCUGUGCUGCGCUCAAUUCUCGUAACAGCGCGAAAAUACCGUUGCCUCCUAUAAACCCUAACGACCCGUUCUUAUCGAGGCUCGCUUCCGUGGCGGCGAAUUCGCCGGAGAAGCUGCUCAAUCGGCCGGCGAACUCCGAUACUCCGCCGUAUUUGGAUAUUUUCGACUCGCCUACUCUCAUGGCUACUCCUGCACAAGUUGAAAGAUCAGUCUCAUACAAUGAGCACAGGCCUAGAAGGCCUCCACCUGAUUUGCCUUCGUUGCUUCUUCAUGGAAGGAUUGUUUAUAUAGGCAUGCCAUUGGUGCCAGCAGUGACAGAGCUCGUGGUUGCCGAACUGAUGUACCUUCAAUGGAUGGAUCCUAAAGAUCCUAUUUAUCUUUAUAUAAAUUCUACGGGAACUACUCGAGAUGAUGGUGAAACGGUGGGUAUGGAGACUGAGGGUUUUGCAAUAUAUGAUGCCAUGAUGCAGUUAAAGAACGAGAUACAUACUGUUGCAGUUGGAGCUGCUAUAGGUCAGGCAUGCCUCUUACUUGCUGCAGGAUCUAAGGGCAAAAGAUUUAUGAUGCCACAUGCCAAAGCUAUGAUACAGCAGCCCCGUGUCCCUUCAUCUGGGUUGAUGCCAGCAAGUGAUGUGCUUAUUCGUGCAAAGGAGGUAGUAAUAAACAGAGACACCCUUGUAGAACUCUUGGCCAAGCACACUGGGAAUUCAAUUGAAGCUGUAGCCAACGUGAUGAGGCGACCAUUUUAUAUGGAUUCUACAAGAGCGAAAGAAUUUGGGGUCAUUGAUAAGAUACUUUGGCGUGGCCAGGAAAAGAUAAUGGCAGAUGCAGCCUCACCAGAGGAUUGGGACAAAAAUGCUGGCAUUAAAGUUCUGGAUGCAGUUUGAUCUGUUUAAUGAAAGAUAUACAGUGAUUCCCAAUUAGGUUUACCCAUAUGGUUGGAUGUUGUAACGAAAACUAUGACGAGGAAAGUUGAACAUUGUGGUGCUUUUAAACUCAGACAGUUAUUCACAUAAUCAGAGUGAGAGAAAGCUCAUCAUGUUAGGCUGCUUCAGAUUUUCAAAUUGGAGCAGUUAAAAGAUAAAAUGAUUUUGACAAAGCUUGUUACACUGAAGAAUGUCAUGGGGUUUACCUCAGUACGUAAGGAGAUAGAUCCUUGUGCUCCAUUCAAAUCACAAAACUGGAGUAUUUUUCCAGCAUAUGAAUUGUUUGUAUAUUUCAAACUCAGGAGCUUAUUUUUAAAAGUUAAUUCCAGCGAUAUUGCAGUUAUGUC
Molecule: messenger RNA, 1494 nt
Organism: Daucus carota subsp. sativus
Lineage: Eukaryota; Viridiplantae; Streptophyta; Magnoliopsida; Apiales; Apiaceae
Product: ATP-dependent Clp protease proteolytic subunit-related protein 3, chloroplastic
Exons: 10
Coding region: 131-1108 (325 amino acids)
Biological process (GO): protein quality control for misfolded or incompletely synthesized proteins
Cellular component (GO): endopeptidase Clp complex
Molecular function (GO): ATPase binding; ATP-dependent peptidase activity; serine-type endopeptidase activity
Source: RefSeq, a predicted model, not a curated record